UAAUCAAAUCCAAUCUGCUAACGGGAGAAACGCCUGUCACCGCGCUUUUCUGCAAAUUCAAAUCAAAUUCUUUACUUGCAAAAACAAAAACAAAAAAACCCCAUUUUAUUAAUCACCGGUUACCGCCCCAUUCCUCUCAACAUGAACCCUAAUUUCACCCAUCAUUUUCCCCUCUUUACAUCUUCAAAAAGAUAUUAAAUUUGUGUUUUACAGUAACAAAUCUACCUGGGUUUCUGAAAUCUUUACAUUUUUUUAUGGAUCCAAGUGUUGCAGACGGAUCUGCAUCCAAGAAAAGAUUUGCUGAAGAAAGUGAUGAGUUUGAAGAAUUUGGAGCAAAAAGAGCAAAAAUUAGAGAUCUUGAAUCGGUUUUUCGUUCAGAAGGGAAAAUAAAGCAUAACAUAGCUUCAGCAAUUGAUCUCAAUGGUCCAUCAUGUGCUGAUGACACAACUUUAUCGCAAUCGAAGAUGAAUUGUGUAAAGUCGAGAGGUUUAGCGUUUGAUCUAAACAUCGAAGAUGAUCAAGAUCAAGUGAAACCGCGUGAUUCAUUGUCGGAAUGUGGGAGUACUUGUCAUUUAGGGGGCGAGCGAGACUCGAUGAGGGUUUGGAACGAAAUGAAGCGAAACGGGUUUUUAUCGUCUUCUCAUGGAGGUGUACCCGUCCCACAAGCUCCAAAACCGCGAGGGAGAAAAAAGGGAAAAGAAUUGGUAAUUAAGAAAAAAAUAGAAAUUGCGAAGAAAGAACAAGUGGACAGAUUCGCAAAAGUUGCUGCUCCAAGUGGGCUUUUGAAUGAGUUGAAUCCCGGGAUUAUAAACCAUGUAAGAAACCGAAAACAGGUUCAUUCGAUAAUUGAAAAUCUUGUGAGAUCCGCAAGAAGUGAUAGCAAACGUGGUGAAGGUGAAGAAGUUCGUGAUGAUUUAGCAAUGAAGGAUCGAGAAGUUGUUGCUAAAACGAGUCAUUAUGCUUCGUUUAAUAAGUUAGAAUGUGAAGAUGAUACACUUGCAUUGAAACAUUCGUCGUCAGGAACUUUGACAUCGAAUGUGAGCUCUUUGUCCAAUGAAGAGUCGGGCAACGUCUCCACUGUCAAUUCGCUUUCCGUUAGAGCAGCUGCAAGUGUUGCUUCUCAAUGGUUAGAACUUCUUCAACAGGACAUCAAAGGCCGUCUUGCAGCGUUAAGGCGAAGUAGAAAAAGAGUUCAAGCUGCAAUCCAAAGAGAAUUACCGCUAUUGGUAUCAAGAGAAUUGGUUUUUAAUCAAGAAAACACAGGAAAUGCUGACUUGCAUAGAGCUAGAUGGGGUCCUCUUUUUGAUCAGAUGGAUAAUGCACUUUCAGAAGAAGAAAAGCAUUUGGAGAGCUCGUUGAACCAAGUGAAUGAAAUGCUAAUGCAUUGUAAUAACGGUCUUCUACAAUUUCAUCCGGAACACAGUUUGCAAAAGCAAACCAUUGACUACAGAAAUUUGAAAGCAGAACCGAGCGCAUACAAAGAUUUAGCUGUACAAGCUGCAGCAGCAGCCAUCUACUCAACAUCUAACUUUUUGCGAUCGAUGGAAAAUCUACCAUGUUUCUGAUGAUUUCUUGACGUCCGGUAGUGAUAUGUAACGGUGUUUGUCAAGUUAUAGUUUGCAUUUUGGUGCAUACUAGGAGCCAUUGUGAUAUUAAUUUCUAGUUUAGUUUCUUUAUGACAUUUAGAUGCUGAAUUCGAGUGUGUUUGUAGCAGUUUUAUGUUUUUUGUAGAGCAAAAAGAGUUAAUUUUUGCUAACUUGUUCAUGAAAGCUAAUGAGAGUUUGCAAUACUAUGAACACAUUGUUGUUUUCAUUUUAGGAAUAAAGGAUUUUAAUAAUCCCAA
Molecule: messenger RNA, 1843 nt
Organism: Helianthus annuus (common sunflower)
Lineage: Eukaryota; Viridiplantae; Streptophyta; Magnoliopsida; Asterales; Asteraceae
Exons: 7
Coding region: 255-1565 (436 amino acids)
Source: RefSeq, a predicted model, not a curated record